GCUAAAGAAAUCCUGACAAAAGAAUCCAAUGUGCAAGAGGUUCGAUGUCCAGUCACCGUGUGUGGAGAUGUGCAUGGGCAAUUUCAUGAUCUCAUGGAACUGUUUAGAAUUGGUAGCAAGUCACCAGAUACAAAUUACUUGUUUAUGGGAGAUUAUGUUGACAGAGGAUAUUAUUCAGUCGAAACAGUUACACUGCUUGUAGCUCUUAAGGUUCGUUACCGUGAACGCAUUACCAUUCUUCGAGGGAAUCAUGAGAGCAGACAGAUCACACAAGUUUAUGGUUUCUAUGAUGAAUGUUUAAGAAAAUAUGGAAAUGCAAAUGUUUGGAAAUAUUUUACAGAUCUUUUUGACUAUCUUCCUCUCACUGCCUUGGUGGAUGGGCAGAUCUUCUGUCUACAUGGUGGCCUCUCACCAUCCAUAGAUACACUGGAUCACAUCAGAGCACUUGAUCGCCUUCAAGAAGUUCCUCAUGAGGGUCCAAUGUGUGACUUGCUGUGGUCAGAUCCAGAUGAUCGUGGUGGUUGGGGUAUAUCUCCUCGAGGAGCUGGUUACACCUUUGGGCAAGAUAUUUCCGAGACAUUUAAUCAUGCCAAUGGUCUCACGUUGGUGUCUAGAGCUCACCAGCUGGUGAUGGAGGGAUAUAACUGGUGCCAUGACCGGAAUGUAGUAACAAUUUUCAGUGCUCCAAACUAUUGUUAUCGUUGUGGUAACCAAGCCGCAAUCAUGGAACUUGAUGAUACUCUAAAAUACUCUUUCUUGCAGUUUGACCCAGCACCUCGUAGAGGAGAACCACACGUUACUCGUCGUACCCCAGACUACUUCCUGUAAUGAAAUUUUAAACUUGUACAGUAUUGCCAUGAACCAUAUAUUGACCUAAUGGACAUGGGAAGAGCAACAGUAACUCCAAAGUGUCAGAAAAUAGUUAACAUUCAAAAAACUUGUUUUCACACGGACCAAAAGAUGUGCCAUAUAAAAAUACAAAGCCUCUUGUCAUCAACAGCUGUGACCACUUUAGAAUGAACCAGUUCAUUGCAUGCUGAAGCGACAUUGUUGGUCAAGAAACCAGUUUCUGGCAUAGUG
Tupaia belangeri chinensis (Chinese tree shrew) is the source of this 1080-nucleotide messenger RNA. RefSeq names its product protein phosphatase 2 catalytic subunit alpha (gene PPP2CA). The record is from RefSeq and is a predicted model, not a curated record. NCBI's taxonomy places the organism in Eukaryota, Metazoa, Chordata, Mammalia, Scandentia, Tupaiidae. Gene Ontology annotation, molecular function: protein serine/threonine phosphatase activity.